UGGCCUUUUUGGCCUCGUGGCUCUCAAAACCUGAAGCUGGAUCUGACUCGCACAGGAGCCGGAAUUGGCAUCUUCCUCGCUCACACGCCCCGGAAAAUCCGAGCCACCAUCUCCGACACCAUCUUCCAGGACUAUACCUCAGUCUGUGACGCCGAUGCGACCCUUACCCUCGUCCACAAUUCCAUCUCUAUCUGUUUCUUCUACAGUUCCAGGUCCAGGAAAGUGCCCCUGGAGGAAACAACCACCACUAUGGGCGAUCAACUAUAAAUCGAUAUCGAAGCAAAUGAAAGACGCUGGGCUCUUAGAUGUCAACCCUCUGCCUACGAGGACCGACCAACAUUGUGAUUACAACGGCCUGGGGGAUGGAGAUAUGCAGGAGCAUCCAGCGCCAAGGCCCAACAGUUAUAGUGACGUGGUGCCUUCCUUAUGCAAAACCUCUACCACCCUCACCGAUGCAAAUUCCGGUGGCGCCAACUCCCAAACGACCGGAAAUGGUAUUUGAGCUCCCUCAGGAGGCUCCUUCGAUGCCCCGGUCAAACCUUUC
Molecule: messenger RNA, 544 nt
Organism: Exophiala oligosperma
Lineage: Eukaryota; Fungi; Ascomycota; Eurotiomycetes; Chaetothyriales; Herpotrichiellaceae
Exons: 1
Coding region: 155-502 (115 amino acids)
Source: RefSeq, a predicted model, not a curated record